Messenger RNA from Populus trichocarpa (black cottonwood), 1208 nucleotides. Its product is annotated as membrane-associated progesterone-binding protein 4. Lineage: Eukaryota; Viridiplantae; Streptophyta; Magnoliopsida; Malpighiales; Salicaceae. The coding region runs from base 138 to 971 and encodes 277 amino acids. The record is from RefSeq and is a predicted model, not a curated record. The transcript is spliced from 8 exons. Gene Ontology annotation, cellular component: membrane; endomembrane system.
AUAACAAGGGCCUCAAAAUCCACAAGUAAACUACCAACCAAGACAAAACGGUGACCGUUUUCACUUUAACCUCCUUAAGGCGGUUGCUGUAGUUGUAGUCUUGUGCCUAGGUUGUCUGUCAUUAACCAGCGGCAGAUAUGGCAACUGUAAUAAUAAAGAGAUUAGCAAAAUCUCCUUUUGUUUUGAUUACUGUUUUAGUCACUCUCGCUGCUUUCUCCUUCACCCCCAGAUUUCCCUUCAAAUCCUUUAGGAAUUCUCUUCAACAACAGGUCCAGAGAUUGUUCACUGUUGAAGAACUUGCUUUGUACAAUGGAACUGAUGAUACAUUGCCCAUCCUUUUAGGAAUUCUUGGAUCUGUGUUUGAUGUAACAAAAGGAAAAUCUCAUUAUGCGGUAGGAGGGGGUUACCACCAUUUUUCUGGAAGAGAUGCUUCUCGUGCAUUUGUUUCAGGAAACUUUACAGGAGAUGGACUCACAGACUCAUUGCGUGGUUUGUCGAGUACUGAGGUGAAGAGUAUUGUUGAAUGGCGAGAAUUCUACUUCAGAAGCUACACAAAUCAAAUAUUCACUGAACAAGUACAACUCUUGAUAUUGACUUGGUGGUCGCAAUCACAAAUCCUGAAUGUCAGGUUUGUUGGUAAACUGGUUGGUCGCUAUUAUGAUAGUGAAGGAAAUCCUACCAAAUCUUUGAAGGGAGUUGAAGCAAAGGCUGCAAGAGGCACCCAGCUUCUGGAGAAACAGAAAAAAGAGGAGGCCAAACAGCCUAGUUGCAAUUCGAGGUGGAGCCAGGGAGAGGGUGGAGAGGUCUGGUGUGAUGAUGGCUUCCCAAGGUUAGUGCAGAGACCACUAGAAAUUGCUUUGACUGGGAAGAUGAGCAAGCGAUGCGCUUGCUUUAAGGAAGAUCAACUAAGCGAGACAGGGCUAGAAGUGUAUGAAGGAUGUGAUUAUCUUUCCAAGACAUGCCGUGUUUGAACCAGCAACACGAUGCGUGUAAUUAAAUUAUCCUGAUAUGUACAUUGCUUACAAGUUCUUGUCUCCAUAGAUAGUUCUAAGGUGAUAUGUACAUUGCUUACAAGUUCUUGUCUCCAUAGAUAGUUCUAAGGCAACAGAAAGAGAUAUCGUGUUUCAUUUCUUUGGUGCAGCUUCAGAUGGUUUUGAAUAUUUACCAAUGUGCCGUGUUAAUGUGAUUAUACUCGUUCAUCUUCAUAA